Molecule: messenger RNA, 2130 nt
Organism: Helianthus annuus (common sunflower)
Lineage: Eukaryota; Viridiplantae; Streptophyta; Magnoliopsida; Asterales; Asteraceae
Product: 3-ketoacyl-CoA synthase 10
Exons: 3
Coding region: 141-1838 (565 amino acids)
Biological process (GO): fatty acid biosynthetic process
Cellular component (GO): membrane
Molecular function (GO): acyltransferase activity, transferring groups other than amino-acyl groups
Source: RefSeq, a predicted model, not a curated record
GCAUACAAACACACAACACCCAACCACAAUUACCAAUUUAAUGAACUUCCAAAUCUUCCAACCACAUCUACUUCAUUUACUCCUUCCAAAACUCCCUUAAAUACCCCCUCCUCCACCACCCCCCACAUUCACCUUCAAACAUGGCAGCCACAGGAGAACACCACCUUCUGUCCACCGAAAUUGUCAACCGGGGUAUCGAACCAUCCGGAUCCAUGACCUUUUCAGUCAGGGUUCGUCGUCGGCUACCAGACUUUGUCCAGUCUGUAAAGCUCAAGUAUGUGAAACUUGGCUACCAUUACUUAAUCAACCAUGGAUUAUACUUAGCCGCGGUUCCAGUUGUGUUCCUUUUGUUUGGUGCGGAGGUUAGAAGAUUUGGCAGGGAGGAGGUGUGGCGGAUGCUAUCCGAAAGCGCGGGUGGCUAUGAUCUUGUUAUUGUUCUUGCGCUAUUUACUCUCCUUACGUUCAUACUCACUUUUUAUUUCUUCUCACGUUCUCGUUCCAUUUAUUUGGUUGAUUUUGCAUGCUUUAAACCUCAUGAUGAUCUUAAGGUGACAAAGGAGGAAUUUAUCGAGCUAGCAAGAAAAUCCGGAAAAUUUGACGAAGCGAGCCUCGAAUUCCAGAAACGUAUUCUCGAAUCAUCAGGGAUCGGAGACGAAACCUACGUCCCAAAAUCUAUAAUGUCUACUGAAAGAACCUCAACCAUGAAAGAAGGGCGCGCGGAGGCAUCCAUGGUCAUAUUCGGGGCUCUAGACGAGCUCUUCGAAAAGACCCGAAUCCGCCCCAAAGACGUAGGAAUAUUAGUCGUAAACUGUAGCAUUUUCAACCCAACACCCUCAUUAUCCGCCAUGAUUAUCAACCACUACAAAAUGAGGGGAAAUGUGUUAAGUUUUAACUUAGGCGGGAUGGGGUGCAGCGCGGGGAUUAUUGCGGUCGAUCUAGCGCGUGACAUGCUUCAAGCGAACCCGAACAAUGUGGCCGUGGUGGUGAGUACGGAGAUGGUUGGGUAUAACUGGUAUCCGGGUCGUGACCGUUCUAUGCUUAUUCCUAAUUGUUUUUUUAGAAUGGGCUGUUCCGCGUUGUUGAUGUCUAACCGCCGUCGUGACUAUAGACGAGCUAAGUAUACGCUUGAACAUAUUGUUAGGACGCAUAAAGGGGGGGAUGAUUCGAGUUUUAGAAGUGUGUAUCAAGAAGAAGAUUUAGAGAAGUUUAGAGGGUUGAAAAUUAGUAAAGAUAUAAUGGAAAUUGGUGGUGAGGCUAUUAAAACUAAUGUUACCACGUUAAGUCCUUUAGUGCUGCCGUUUUCUGAGCAGAUGUUCUUCUUUUCUGACCUCAUCAAGAGGUAUUUCUCUGGCACCGCCAAAUCGAAAGGCGGUGGCGCCAUGUCCGGAGAGUCAUCUCACCGGCUGCCACCGGUGCUACAAGAGAUGAGCCAAUUGGCACCUUCUUCUUCUUCUUCUUCUACCACCAAGCCCUACAUUCCAGACUACAGGCUAGCAUUCGAGCACUUUUGCAUCCACGCCACUAGCAAGAGCGCGUUGAACGAGCUGCAACGCAACCUAGGGCUCAGCGACGAAAACAUGGAGGCAUCACGUGCCACACUCCACCGGUUUGGAAACACGUCUUCAAGUAGCAUCUGGUACGAGCUGGCAUACCAGGAGGCGAAGGGACGAGUGAAAGCAGGUGACCGGGUCUGGCAGUUGGCAUUCGGGUCGGGUUUCAAAUGCAACAGUGCCGUUUGGAAGUCCAUUCGGCGCAUAGGACCGCUGCAGGCUGGUAGCAACCCAUGGCUUGAUUGCAUGGAUAGGUAUCCUGUGGAGGCAUUUUCUCAGUAUAGCUAAAUCACCCCCUCAACUUUCACUGAUUUACACUUUGUUACCUUACUAAAAUAAUAAGUGACAUUGCAAAAAAUAAUAUAUACAAUAUAAAAAGUAGAAGUGUUUAAAUUGGGUCUAUUAUAAACAUUUUGUCAAACUUGUUGGGUAGAUAUGUAAAUUAUGAGAUGUAAUUGCAGUUUAAUUGUGUAAUAAUGCAAAAUAAAAUAUGAAUGGUGAUCUUUUGUUAGGUGGAUCACACAAAUGUAAUGUAUGGUUGUAUGUUUGUUUGUUUGGUACUUGAAAAUUUUAGUGUUGA